AUGCCUCUUGCAAAGUAUCUCCCUCAUCCCUCUCCAGGAGAGAAGAGGCAUCACAAGAAGAAGCGCCUGGUGCAGAGCCUGAAUUGCUACUUCAUGGAUGUGCAGUGCCCAGGGCGUUAUAAAAUCACCACAGUCUUUAGCCAGGCACAAACGACAGUUCUGUGCAUUGACUGCUCUACUGUCCUCUGCCAGCCUACUGGAGGAAAAGUGAGGCUUACAGAAGGAUGUUCCUUCAGGAGGAAGCAGCACUGA
Messenger RNA from Tupaia belangeri chinensis (Chinese tree shrew), 252 nucleotides. RefSeq names its product 40S ribosomal protein S27-like. The transcript has a single exon. Lineage: Eukaryota; Metazoa; Chordata; Mammalia; Scandentia; Tupaiidae. Bases 1 to 252 code for a protein of 83 amino acids. The record is from RefSeq and is a predicted model, not a curated record. Gene Ontology annotation, biological process: translation. Gene Ontology annotation, cellular component: ribosome. Gene Ontology annotation, molecular function: structural constituent of ribosome.